AUGGCCAUAGCUCAAUACAAUUUAGUUUGGAACUCCUAUAAGAACAACAUUUGUAAUGGAUUCGCUAUGUUGCAGCAAAAAGCAGAGUUUGUGGAUAUGACACUAGUUGCUGGUGGUCAUUUAGUUAAAGUCCACAAGAAUAUUGUAGCCCUGGCGAGCCCUUAUAUAAAGCACAUGAUACAAUCAGCACCAUGUGAACACCCUGUUAUAUUUUUAAGUAGUAUCACUCAUGAGAUUCUGUCAUAUAUUUUAGAAUAUAUAUACACUGGUGAAGUUAAUGUAGAAGUAGAUAAAAUCAAAUCUUUUAUAAAUGCAGCUACAGAGCUUCAUAUUACAGGCAUCAGUAGUGAUCUACCACUUGGGACUUCUGAACAAAUUAAUUCCACAUUAGAUAAAUCCAAGAACACAGAGGAAGUCAGGUCUGAAUGUGCUGUGAACAACCAUAAUAAGAAGGAUUUACCUACAAUUGAUCUAAGUUUUAAUGAAAACGCUGUUGUAAAUCAAUUGGAGACAAAUGCAAAUAGUUUUAGUGAAUGGUUACAAGAUACUGAUUCACAGAAUGCAAAUUUUGAAUGCAAUCAUUUAGAAAAUAAGACAGAUACAUUAGACAGUGUUAAUGUGGAACAAACAUCGCAACCAACAUCCAAAGUUGAAAUUAAUAUAAAUGGAUCCAUUCCUCAACAAUACACAGUGUCAAAGAGAGGAUCUUUGCAAUUAAUUCUAAAUCGGUUCAUUUAUUGCAUGCAUCAUCAGUCUUUGGGUGGAAAGAAGAGAAGGUGGCGAUGCAUAGACUAUCGUUUGUUACAUUGUCCAGCAUACAUUGACACAGUUAAUGACCAAAUAAUGAAUAGGCAAAAUAUUCAUUGUCAUCCAUACCAUGAUGAAAAAAUUAUGAGGAAUAUUAAAAAGAAUCUAGUGUUUGGUUCACUGAAUGUUGCCAUACAAAAUUCUGGAAAAUUACAUGACACUAAUAAUGAAGAAAUAAUGGAUGAUAAUGAUUGA
Molecule: messenger RNA, 1002 nt
Organism: Danaus chrysippus (African queen)
Lineage: Eukaryota; Metazoa; Arthropoda; Insecta; Lepidoptera; Nymphalidae
Source: the annotation of a GenBank genome assembly